GCUGCGGACGACUCGGCCUCGGACCUGCCCUGGUGACCCCUCACUGGAAGCGGGGAGAGCAGCGCCCUCCCCUCAACGCCCCGCUCCCGCCGCCGGGGAGGAACUGUCCCACCGCUGUCUCGGGUCCGUUUCACGGAGACGACGGGGCCCACCCUCGGGCCCCAGCAGCACCUGGCGGGGCGGCCGAUGCCCAGCCUCACAGCCCCUCUCCCCCAAAAGUGCGAGGCAGUAUUUUUGAAGGCGCCCAAAAUAGCGCGCGGCUGCUGCACAAGUCUCCUUAUUAUUCCUCCGGCGUCGGCAGUAAAUCAGGGAAGAUGAUGCACCUCCGCCGGAGCCGCUGGCGGCGGCCGGGGUUUUGGAGAGGGUGAGGGUUGCCGAAAGUGGCCGGUGGCCAGUGGCGGCUGCCGGAGCUGGGGCUCAGCGGCAGCGCGGGCGAGGGAGGAAGAACCGCCGCGGCGACUGCCGUUUCCCCUUUCCCCAGCCCCGGCUCGGCGGGCGCAUGCUCACUGGUGCCCGCAGCCCUGGACCAUAUUUGUCAGAACUACUCGAGAGACGGAGAAAAGAGAGAGAAUUUGGGGGGUACAUGCAUCAUGAACGAAUCUGCCUCUAGUGGAAAUGGUCAAGAGUUUGAUGUAUUUAGUGCUAUGGACUGGAAGGAUGGCAUAGGUACUUUGCCAGGAAGUGACCUAAAGUUUAGAGUGAAUGAAUUUGGGGCCCUGGAAGUGAUUACAGAUGAAACUGAGAUGGAAAGUGUUAAAAAGGCAACUGCUACCACUACCUGGAUGGUUCCAACUGCUCAAGAAGCCUUUUCAGAAAAGACAGGGAUCCCCACAAGGUUGAAGGAAACUGCAAAAAUGGAUGGACUUGUUUUCUGUGAAAACUGUUACCACUAUGGUACCAUAGAAGAAUUUGUUUCCGAAGGAAAGUUUUGCAGCCAGAAAUGUGCCCAGCAAGUAAAAAACAAAGAACCAAAGGAGGAAAAGCCCAGUGUGGAAUGCAAUGGGGAAGAUGAUUCCAAAGGCAUUCGGAAAAGAAAAGCAAAGUUACCUCUCAGAGAAGAGUCCAGGGAUAAUGGGGAGAAGAAAGAGAAUCCUGAUGAAACUGAAGACAAACCUGAAGGAAGGAUCUUGAGAGUCUCACAGAGAGCCAGGAGAAAAAGAAAAGGGGAAAUAACAGUUUUGAAGCAAACUAUACCCUCUAAAGGAAGGCAAGCAUGGUGUUGGGCAUCCUAUCUGGAGGAAGAAAAAGCUAUUGCAGUACCUACUAAGCUUUUUAAAGAGUAUCAGUCUUUCCCAUACAACAAAAAUGGUUUCAAAGUAGGGAUGAAGCUGGAGGGUGUGGAUCCUGAGCACCAGUCGAUAUACUGUGUUCUCACAGUGGCUGAGGUUUGUGGCUACAGAAUACGGCUCCAUUUUGAUGGAUAUCCAGACUGUUAUGAUUUCUGGGUGAAUGCUGAUUCUUCAGACAUUCAUCCUGUUGGAUGGUGUGAGAAAACAGGUCACAAGCUUCAUCCACCGAAAGGAUAUAAGGAAGAAGAAUUCAGCUGGCCCUCAUACCUAAAGGCAUGCAAAGCUCAAGCUGCUCCUAAAUCACUGUUUGAAAACCAGAAUGCAACAGUGAUUCCGUCGGGAUUUCGAGUGGGGAUGAAGCUGGAAGCUGUAGACAAGAAGAACCCGACUUUCAUUUGUGUUGCUACGGUAACAGACAUGGUGGACAAUCGUUUUCUGGUUCAUUUUGACAACUGGGAUGAGAGUUAUGACUACUGGUGUGAGGCAGCUAGCCCACAUAUUCAUCCUGUUGGAUGGUGUAAAGAGCAUAAAAGAACUCUCAUCACCCCACCAGAUUAUCCACAUGCUAAGCAUUUUUCUUGGGAGAAGUAUUUGGAAGAAACCAGUUCAUUACCUGCACCUGCAAGGGCUUUUAAAGUGAAACCUUCUCACGGCUUUCAGAAAAACAUGAAACUUGAAGUGGUUGACAAGAGAAAUCCAGUAUUUAUCAGAGUAGCAACCAUUGUAGAUACUGAUGACUAUAGAAUAAAAGUCCAUUUUGAUGGCUGGGAUAGCAUAUAUGAUUAUUGGACUGAUGUAGAUAGCCCUGACAUCCAUCCUGCAGGCUGGUGUACAAAAACUGGACACCCUCUUCAGCCCCCGCUUACUCCCUUGGAAUUGGUGGAAGCUUUAGAGCAUGGAGGGUGUCCCACAACAGGAUGUAAAGGAGUUGGACACAUUAAAAGGGCAAGACAUAUUGGCCAUCAUAGUGCAGUCAGCUGCCCAUAUUCAGAGAUGAACUUGAACAAAGAAAGCCUCUUACCUGAUCGGUUGAGUGGGGAGAUGCCUGCAGCCAGUCCUGUCCCCAGAAACAGAAAAGUGGAAGCAAGUGAAAGAUCCACUUCUCCUGUAAUCAAUGACAGAAAAUGCCCCAGCCCUGGUCACAUAGGUAUGAAAUCUUCACCUCACAACCGAUCAUCUGGAAAAACCAUGCCAGAAACAACUAAGCAGGAAGAAGCAGAAAGUAAAUCUCCUUGCAAGAAGUCCCUACUAUGUGAUGUGAAAGAAAAGAAGGCACCUGGUGGAGUACUACAAAUGAAGGACUCCAUAAAGAACAAAGAGUGUGAAGAAGAGGAGACAGAAAAUAAGCUGCUCAUUUCAAAUGAAAUUAAAGGUGUUGAAGAGCCCAGCACACAGAGGCUUCUUUGUCAACCAGUUAUUGUGUCUUCCAAGCUGCAAAUCCCUGGGCUACCUUUGCGCUGGGAACAGCAGAGCAAGCUCCUUCCAAGUGUAGCUGGAAUCCCAGCCAGUAAAGUUUCUAAGUGGAGUACAGAUGAGGUCUCUGAAUUUAUACGGAGUUUACCGGGAUGCGAAGAGCAUGGGAAGGUGUUCAAAGAUGAGCAAAUUGAUGGAGAAGCAUUUCUGCUAAUGACCCAAUCAGACAUAGUCAAAAUAAUGAGCAUUAAACUGGGGCCAGCCCUAAAAAUCUUUAAUUCCAUUCUGAUGUUCAAAGCUGCAGAGAAAAACUCACACAAUGAACUUUGAAGAGAAUGGAAAUGUGUACGAGUCAGCUUUCUCCACUGGAGUUCAUGUUUUAUUCAAAGCACAAAGACUUGCUAGAACUAUUGAGUAAGGACUCUCAGAAAGGAAGAAACGUAUGUUCAGCACUGGUGGACUGUUUAUAUUCUCCUGGAGCCAGUAGACAUUUGAAUCCUUUUGGGAACUGUUCAAGCUUUUGAGAAGGUACAGUUUAACAACUGAGUCAGCUAGUCUUAUUUACCAAACUAAUGACGCUAGUUCUCCAAUGAUGGUUAGGAUCCCUAACUUUCUCUGGACAUCAAGAAAACCUUCAUGAAUUAUUUAUGCUGUAUUAUAUAAGGGAAUGUUAAUAUUUUAUAAGAAUUCUUGAAUUUACUUCAUGUACCCAUUUACUUUUCAGAAGCUUUUACUUCAUACUAUAAACUGAAUAGCCAAAAGUUAGGCUACAGGUAGCCAGAUGAGACUGUUAUGGCUAAUACCUAUGUGUGCCAUAGUUUAAAAAUGAAACACAAUGUUACAUACGUGACACUUUAUGCUACAGCAUAUAACUUUACAGAUUAUAAAAAUGUCCGUUUGCUUGUAACAAAACAAACCUUGUUGGGGUUGAAAUUAUAAUGCUUUUUUGAUAACUGAAUGUUUUUACUUUUGCACGAUUACAAAAAUGUUAUGUGAGUUUUUCCACCAGCAUCUUUAAUGUAUUUUACCAAAAUAUCAGUAUAGAGAAGCCUGCAACUGAAAAAUAAACUUUGACUUCAUAGAAGACUUUUUGUUAAUGCUGCACAAUAGAGUCCCAGCCUUUCACAUGGGAACUUACUACAGUCCUUCAGCACAUCAAGGAAAAUACAUGUAUUUUGAGGUAAGGACAUUAGCAAAAAAGAAAAUAGAUUCAUUCAUGUCUGCACGUGCCAGUGUCCAGUGUAGUUACCACAACAGUGGAGAAAACCAGGGUGCCAAAGGUAGGACUGCUAUUCUGGCUUCAUAUUCAACAUAAGUUUUUUUUCCCAAUGGUGAAGAAUUAUUUCACCCACUACUUCCUAGUUGGAAAGUCUGAUUAUAAACAAAUAAGGCAUAGGGUGAAACAUAAAGCGUGGAGGGAAAGGAUACUUAAACACAUAUGGUGCAUCAGCACAUUCUAGGUGUAAAAUGCAUGCAUUUCACUGAGUCAUUAGCAGGCUGCAAAUGCCGUCAGCAAGUACUUAGGUGAGGCAACCUUACUUCUUGGAGGAUUAUUGUAACGAUUUGUCAGGGAAAGUUGUUGCACUUGGUAUAUAUAAGUAAGAUGUAAACCAGAUGCACUUUAAAUGGGAGAAAGCCUAGCUAUGUGUGUACUGAGGACUGUUCCAGAAUACUACUUUUGCAAGAAAGAGAAGAGUUGGAUCAGGAUUUUUGGCAGCCCUCUUAGUGCUGUGGUGGGCAGUUGCUCAGCCUUUAGAGCUGAGAACAAACAGCAUUUCCGUUGCACAGAGCUGGGAGAAUUUUGCAUCUUCCCACAGAUUUUGCCUGGCUGUUCUUUGGCUGGAGUUCCUUAAGAUUUCAAGAACACUCUGUGCCCUUUCCAGAUCAUGUAAGUGACUGGUACCUGCCAUAAUAGGAGGUAAAACAGGGUCAGUAUGAAGUAAGUUGCAUUGCUCUGUUAAUUUCUUUCCAUAGCAUUGCAUAAUUAAUAUUUUUUACAUUUUGUUCAAUAUUUGUACAUUCAAAUUGCACUCUUAUUGUACUACAUUACAAAUAAAACCUGAACUGGAGCUGUCU
Molecule: messenger RNA, 4778 nt
Organism: Neopsephotus bourkii (Bourke's parrot)
Lineage: Eukaryota; Metazoa; Chordata; Aves; Psittaciformes; Psittacidae
Gene: L3MBTL3
Product: L3MBTL histone methyl-lysine binding protein 3
Exons: 22
Coding region: 591-3032 (813 amino acids)
Biological process (GO): regulation of DNA-templated transcription
Cellular component (GO): nucleus
Molecular function (GO): zinc ion binding; protein binding
Source: RefSeq, a predicted model, not a curated record